Nerophis ophidion (straightnose pipefish) is the source of this 2522-nucleotide messenger RNA. RefSeq names its product interleukin 4 induced 1 (gene il4i1). The transcript has 7 exons. Bases 102 to 1634 code for a protein of 510 amino acids. Gene Ontology annotation, biological process: amino acid catabolic process. NCBI's taxonomy places the organism in Eukaryota, Metazoa, Chordata, Actinopteri, Syngnathiformes, Syngnathidae. Gene Ontology annotation, molecular function: polyamine oxidase activity; L-amino-acid oxidase activity. The record is from RefSeq and is a predicted model, not a curated record.
UAACCUACAAUACAAUAUGUUUUUGCCUGUAGGCGUCAUUUGCCUCUGACACUGUCAACAGAAAGAGGAAACUAUCCAGUCUGUGGUGCUCCGUUGUCGACAUGAUCACUCACAUGUCACUCUGCAAAUUAUUUCCUUUGGUUGUCGUGGGGGUAGUAGUGUUUGCAGUGAGUGGGAUCACCGGAGACCCUCUGUUUGACUGUCUCCAAGACACAGAUUACAGUGAGCUUCUGAAUAUGGUGGAUAAAGGUCUUCCUGCCACAAAGACGCCUCAACAUGUCGCAAUUAUUGGAGGCGGCAUCGCUGGACUAACUGCAGCCAAGUUUUUGGAAGACGUCGGACACAAGGUAACCAUAAUAGAAGCCAGCCACCGCAUCGGAGGUCGUAUAGAGACCUUCAGGAACACAAGAGAAGGCUGGUAUGCAGAAUUGGGCGCCAUGCGAAUCCCCAGCUUCCACAAGAUUCUGCUGUCCUUUGCCUCCAAAUUACAAAUUCCCUUGAACCCCUUUAUCCAAGAAGACUUGAACACAUACUAUCUGGUGAACGGAAUACUGCAGAAAACCUAUCUGGUUAAAGACAACUUGAGCGUGCUGAACUACACGUUGAAUGAAAGAGAAAGGGGGAAGUCUGCAGCCCAACUCUUCAGUGAAACUCUGGACAAGGUGAAGGAUGACCUUCAGACGAGCAGCUGCACUGCUGUAUUGGACAAAUAUGAUUCCUACUCCGUCAUACAUUACUUGGUAAAGGAGGGCAAUCUAAGUCGUGGCGCCUUGCAAAUGAUUGGAGAUAUCCUGAAUGAGGACAGCAUAUACUACGCAUCCAUUGUUGAGAUGUUCUACAUACAGAUGGACAUCAAUGACAACACAGAGUACUUUGAAGUGACAGGUGGCUUUGACAAGAUCAUCACGGCCUUCUACAAGAUGUUAAACGCCACCACUCUACUCAAUUCCAAAGUCAAAUUCAUCAACCAAACGGGAGGCAAGAAUGUGACAAUCACAUACCAGGACCGCCAUAAUCCAGGAUCCCUGACCAACCUGACGGUGGACUACGCCAUGGUUACGGCCACAGCCAAGGCGACCCUUUUCAUUGACUUCCAGCCUCCUCUUUCCAGGGACAAGAUGGAAGCCCUACGCUCGGCUCACUACACCAGCAGCACCAAAGUGAUACUCAGCUUCAGGGAACGCUUUUGGGAGAAAGAAGGCAUCAGGGGAGGCAAGAGCAUAACAGACAGAACCUCUCGUUUUAUUUAUUACCCCAGCCACAGUUUCUCUGGAACAGAUGCAGGUGCCCUACUGGCCUCUUACACCUGCUCUGAUGAGUCCACCCUCUUCCAAGGUAUGAGCGAGGACGAUCUGAUGGCUGUCGUACUGGACGACUUGGUCAAGAUCCACGGAGAGGACAUCAGGCCUCUAUUUACAGGAGGACUGGUCAAAAAGUGGGGAUUAGAUCCUUACAGCUUUGGAGCCUUUGCCCUGUUGACGCCUUACCAGCGCAUCUUUACAAGUCAACUGUUUGAAAGUGAGGGACGUGUGCACUUUGCAGGAGAACACACUGCCUUACCUCAUGGUUGGAUAGAAACAUCCAUGAAAUCUGCUCUGAGAGCCGCAAAAAAUAUCAAUGACCUCACCAUUUAAUCGAGAACAUAAUAUUUUAUUUCAACACACAUUAUAUUAUGUAUUUGUUAUUUGUUUGUAUUUGUAUACAUAUAUUUAUUGAUGCUGGUACAUAUUGUAGCGGAUUUGAGCUUAUAAAGUAGUGAUUAUCUCACAAAACCGGGAAAAGCAUUAUUGUGUGUACAAAAUUCUUCCGGGCUGUUUGCGGCCUGCACUCCGUUAUUAUGGCAUGAGAACUAAGUUUUAUUGGUGUGAACUUAAAGGGGAACAUUAUCACCAGACCUAUGUAAGCAUCAAUAUAUACCUUGAUGUUGCAGAAAAAAGACCACAUAUUUUUUUAACCGAUUUCCGAACUCUAAAUGGGGGAAAUUUGGCGAAUUAAACGCCUUUCUGUUUAUCCCUCUCUGAGCGACGACGUCAGAACGUGACGUCACAUCGGUACUCAACGCCAUUUUUCCCUACACAUCACACGCAUCGAGUCGAAUUAGCUCUGUUAUUUCCCGUUUUUUUGACUGUUUUCCGAUACCUUGGAGACAUCAUGCCUCGUCGGUGUUGUCAAAGGGUGUAACAACAUGAUCAGGGACGGAUUCAAGUUGAUUUACGUAGAAUGUGCAUCGAUUAGCACUGCAUGCUAAUCGAUGCUAAUGUAGCCGAGUAUCCUGGGUUCGCAUAUUCUGGGUACUGAUAAAAUAAAAUAAUAAAAGGGAGUCAUGAGAGCAGGUCCGGUCUCCACCACUUCUUUAUUUUUCCCUUCUUUACACCUCUCUCCAUAUACCUCACCUUCUUCAACAACCCACCUUUAUAUAGACCCCUUACGUCACAGCCCUACGGCAACACUGGACGGACACCCUGAACUGUUUGUUACAUACAUCCCCCCCUCAAGUAGAAACGUCCCCGUUUCAUCACUAA